CGGCGGCGGCGGCGGCGGACAAGAUGGCGGCGCGCGGCGAGGAGCGGGAGGCACCGGAGGCGCCUUCGCCGCCCCCGCCGGGCCCGGGAGGCGGCGUCAACGUGUUCGCCAACGACGGCAGCUUCCUGGAGCUCUUCAAGCGCAAGAUGGAGGCGGAGGAGCAGCAGCGGGAGCGCGAGGCGGCGGCGGCGGCGGCGGCGGCCGCGGAGGCGUCCGGUGGCGGCGGCGGCGGCACCGGGCUGGGCUCGCAGCGGGACGGGGUGAAGAGGAGCGGCGGCGCGCUCAGCUUCGUGGGGCGGCGGCGGGGCGGCAACAAGCUGGCCCUGAAAACGGGAGUGGUGGCCAAGAAGCAGAAAACGGACGAGGAGGUGCUGACGAGUAAAGGCGACGCCUGGGCCAAGUACCUGGCGGAGGUGCAGAAGUACAAAGCGCACCAGUGCAGCGACGACGACAAGACGCGGCCCCUGGUCAAAUAGCGCCGGCCCCCCCCCAAAAAAAAACCCGCGGGGGGGGCCCCAAAACCGGCCCGGACCCCCCAAAAAAAUCCCCAAAAAAAUCCCCGAAAAAUCGGCUAAGGGGGCUCCAAAAAAUUCCUCACAAAAAUCCCGCGGGGGGAUGCAAAACUGGCUUGGACCCCCCCAAAAAAUCCCCAAAAAGAUCCCCCAAAAAAUCC
Molecule: messenger RNA, 673 nt
Organism: Lonchura striata (white-rumped munia)
Lineage: Eukaryota; Metazoa; Chordata; Aves; Passeriformes; Estrildidae
Gene: TRIR
Product: telomerase RNA component interacting RNase
Molecular function (GO): 3'-5' exonuclease activity; 5'-3' exonuclease activity
Source: RefSeq, a predicted model, not a curated record